AUGUCCAUCACUACCAUUUUCAUUUCCGGGAUCAAAGGCUGGGGUGCUUCAUCGGGAAAUUCGGAAAAUGAGCUAACGGAUAGCAAUGGCGGGGGCCGAUUGUACAGUCAACGAGCGUUCCGCGAGCGCAAGGAGCGCCACGUCCGCGAGCUGGAAGACAAAGUCAACUCCCUGGAACAGGAAUCGACCACCCUCGCCGCAGACAACGAGCGGCUGAAGCGCGAGCUGGCCAAGUACGCCACCGAGAACGAGGUUCUGCGGGCGACAUCGAGCUCGUUUGCGAAUGUGCAGGGUCACCGUCUCGAGUCCGAGCCGACCGUGACGGGGCCGAUGAAGUACACGCCUACGGAUUUUUACUCCAAUCUCGUGCCACAGGGCGAGCCGGCGCCUAGUCAUCGGGUGACGAUCUGCGAGAAGACGGGGGAGAGGCUGCUCGAUGCCGGGGCGACUUGGGAUCUGAUCCAGGCGCAUGAGCAGUAUAAGAGGGGCAUGGUCGACAUUGGGGAUGUCUCGAAUCGUUUGAAGGGGGUGGCUCAGUGUAAUGGGCAGGGCCCUGCGUUUCGCGAGGGCCAGAUUCUUCAGGCCAUCGAGGCGAGUGUGGCUGCUGGGCGUGAUGAAUUGAUAUGA
Molecule: messenger RNA, 627 nt
Organism: Aspergillus clavatus NRRL 1
Lineage: Eukaryota; Fungi; Ascomycota; Eurotiomycetes; Eurotiales; Aspergillaceae
Gene: rsmA
Product: putative bZIP transcription factor (Fcr3)
Exons: 1
Coding region: 1-627 (208 amino acids)
Cellular component (GO): RNA polymerase II transcription regulator complex
Molecular function (GO): DNA-binding transcription activator activity, RNA polymerase II-specific; transcription cis-regulatory region binding
Source: RefSeq, a predicted model, not a curated record